AUGGACUAUAAUACCAAUAACAGUGAAAAUAAUCAGAUCUCGCAAAUUUUAAAUGAACAAAAUUCUCCCCAUCUCGGAACUGUGCCAAAAAAUCCUGAUCAUGAAUAUUCCGAAAAUAUCAAUUAUCAUCAGAAGUAUAUUAAAUUGUUAGAAGAAAAUGAAAAACGUGAUGACUUUAGAAAAUUAAUAGAAGAGCAAAUAUUAAGUAUUAAUUUAGAAAUAAAUCAAAAAAAAAUUGUUCAACGAAUUAAAAUUUUAGAAGAUGAGAAUAACAAGUUGACUCUAGAAAAUCAAAAAUUAACCAAAGAAAAUCAUGGAUCAAAGAAUAAAGAAUUUUUCUUUAAAAAUUUAGAAACACA
Messenger RNA from Entrophospora sp. SA101, 359 nucleotides. The record is from the annotation of a GenBank genome assembly. Lineage: Eukaryota; Fungi; Glomeromycota; Glomeromycetes; Entrophosporales; Entrophosporaceae.